UGAAGCCAUGUCACAGGAAAAGAAAGCAGGACUGUUAAAGAGGAGUUCAUCCUCUAAAAAGCCCCUCAAAGAGAAGGUGGUACUGAUGUACGACGAGAUAUUUACAAAAGACGACCCAGCUAAGGCUAACCCUCGCUUCUGGGACGAGCUCUUCCUAAUGAAGGUGAAUCUGGAGUAUCUGGAAGCCAAGCUGGAGUCAGUGGACGGAGACGAAGUGAUGGUGAUAAAGGACAACAUUAACAAUCUGUUCCACCAUUGUGUUCAGACCCUGGAGGAAGAGCACCAGAUCAAGGUGGUCAAUGCCCUGCAGACUCUCUGCGCUCUCUUCAGAGGUGUGCAUCAGAAGAACAAAUCAGCCACGGGCUUCGAUAUCAUCAACAUGUUGGUGGGAUUCGACAAAGCCGAGCUCAGGAUGAAGGACCUCAUGGAAAGCUUGGACAGCCUGCUCCGUGGAGAUGGCUCUGAUAGCCUGAAGAGCUUGUGCUUGAAGCUCCUUCUGUGUCUGGUCACCGUCACAGACAAUAUCAGCCAAAAUACUUUACUGGAAUAUGUCAUGAUCAACAGCAUAUUUGAGGCCAUUUUGCAAAUCCUGUCUGACAUUUCCAGUCGAGCGCAGCAUGGCUACGAUGCCGUGGUCCUUCUUGCGUUAUUGGUGAACUAUCGCAAGUAUGAAUCUGUGAACCCUUACAUUGUAAAGUUAUCCAUCAUGGAUGACGAAUCGACUCUUGCCGGGAUGGGAAUGGUUAUCCACCAGGCUCUUGCGGAAUACAACCGGCAGUACAAAGACAAAGAGGAGGACAACCACACCGGCUUCUUUUCCACCUUAACCAACAUGGUCGGCAGCAUGUUCAUCGCCGACGCCGAAGAGAAGCUGUCGGUCCAGACGAACGAAGCCAUUCUGCUCGCUCUGUACGAGGCGGUCCAUCUUAACAGAAACUUCAUCACCGUUCUCGCACAGAGUCACCCCGAGAUCGACAUGGCGGCGACACCGGUCACUCCCACGCCGACUACGCCUACCACGCCGCUUGGAACCACCCCUCCUUCUUUGGACAUGAUGCACAAUGCCGAGCUGCCACUCGAUCCCAAUCUGCAGACGAGCAACCUGCUGAUCACCUUCUUAAAAUAUUCGUCCAUCGUCAUGCAAGACACCAAGGAUGAACACAGGCUCAACAGCGCCCGGUUGUGCCUGAUCAUUCUGACCUGUAUAGCCGAGGACCAGUAUGCGGGUGCCUUUCUUCACGACGACAACAUGAACUUCAGGGUAAACCUGCACAGAAUGCCGAUGAGACACAGGAAGAAAGCCGCAGACAAAAACAACCCGUCUCGACCUCUGGCCUGUGCCGUGUUGGAUUUGAUGGUCGAGUUCAUCGUCACUCACAUGAUGAAGGACUUCCCGAUGGAUCUUUACAUGCGAUGCGUUCAGAUCAUUCACAAGCUAAUCUGCUAUCAGAAGAAGUGCAGAAUCAGACUGCACUACACCUGGCGGGAACUCUGGUCGGCACUAAUUAACUUGUUAAAAUUCUUGCUCUCGAAUGAGACGUCCUUGUUGGCCAAGCACAAUAUUUUCCCCCUGGCCCUGCAGGUUGUUUACCUCUUCAACAUGUUCAUAACGUACGGGGACACGUUCCUGCCCACCCCGAGUAGUUACGACGAGCUGUAUUACGAGAUCAUUCGCAUGCACCAGGUCUUCGACAACCUUUAUUGCAUGGUGCUCAGGGUUUCCACCAACGUGGGCCAGUGGAAGGAGCCUGCCAGCAAAGUCACUCAUGCUCUGGUGAACGUCAGAGCCAUCAUCAGUCACUUCAACCCCAAGAUCGAGUCUUACGCUGCCGUGAACCACAUCUCCCAACUUUCAGAGGAUCAGGUGCUGGAGGUGGUCCGAUCCAACUACGACACACUGACUCUGAAGCUGCAGGAUGGUCUGGACCAGUUCGAGCGCUAUUCGGAGCAGCCUAAAGAGACGGCGUUCUUUAAGGAGUUGGUGCGCUCGAUCAGUCUGAACGUCAGGAAGAACGUGUCGCUCAACACUCUGAGUCAGGAUGUUCUUUUAAAGGAGUUCUCCUCCAUAUCCUAAACCAGCUAAUCACCACAGGGACAAAAAUAGCAAAACUGUUGGAAAUGCAGAUCGUUUCAUUUGCUGUGAAUGCUUUCUGACAAAACAAACCAGGCUGUGUGUUUGGAAAUAUGUUACUCGUACUAACGUUCUUCAGUCGUUUCUGUGUUAAUGAAGCGUUUAUUGCUUUUCUAAUUUUCUAAUCUGACACAAAUGAGAUUAACAGGUUCUUGAUCUUUAUUUCCUGGGUUUUGCUGGACAAGUCGAUUUUAUCUGGGUGUAGAAAAUAUGACCAGCUAGAGCGUCUUGAAUUGCAGUACAGCGUGUUUAAGUGAACUUGAGUUAUGAUGGAUCGGUAGUUCGGCUCUGCAGUGUUGUCUUUUAAAUUGUGAUUUUGAAAUGUUGCCUUUGACCCCAAACAUCUACGUACGUACAUCAAUGUAUCUGCCACGUUCGACGAGUGAUACAGCUACCUUGUGCUUACACUUUUGAUCAUUUUAUCAGAUAGACCUGCCCUUUAGGUCCACUCGGUCAGUACACAGUACUGAUUGUAUCUCAUCUGCUGUAUAUCUCUCUUAUCCAUCAACCUUCAUCCAUAGGCAAUUGCUGAUGACUGUUUUUUGGUAAUUUAUUGGAAUGGUACCAUGUGAGUGUCACAGAUGUGUGUAGAAUGGCCCACCUAACAUCAACACAUCAUAUAUACUUAUACUUACAUCUUAAGCCCAGUGGUGUUCAUUAGAAGACAUAAAAAGCCACACUGGAGGCUGCAGGUCUACGCUUUAUUUAACUCAUCAUUUGUUUGAAGACCAAGUCCAACUUAUUAUUAUGCAAAUGUGUUUGAUGACGCUCUGGUUAGUAUAAAAAUCUGCAGCCUUUAUGACUCUUAGUGGAUGAGGAAGAACACCAUGGCUCUAGUCCUUUGCUAUGGUGUCAGAUUUUCACCACAGGAUCCAUUUGUUUGGAGGCUUUUGGGUGGCUGUUUCUCUCAAACCUGGACCCUGAGGUGCUGCCUUAAGUCAUAUACAGGCACCGAACUACCAUGAUAACCUGUCAGUGGGAAUGGGCGACUGCAAAAUAAUAACACUUUACUGGUGGUCCUCCGACUUGGACAUCGCAACAUAGCAACAAAUUGACCAUAGAGACAUACGAGGUUCACCUGUGUGAGGAGAUGACUGAAAAAUAAGUGAUGUUUAUAAAUGUAAAACCACAGCAGAAGUGGCUGGACUUGGUCAUUAAGCACUUCAUACAAAAUCUGCACAGCCUGGGCCUCAACAUUCUGAUCUUCCUCCAUAAUUAAGAGCAAACUUACGAUUUAAAUAAGUCUUUUUGCCAAGGUCUCAAAACAACCAGCAGCAUUGAUUUUAAAGCUGUAGUGCAAGAAAAAUCAACCCCAUGUCUUCCACUUGUCCAUAAAGAAACUUGUUUAAAAGAUCUGGUUUAAAGCAGGUUUUCACAUUGCACUCGUCAAUAUAAAUCUCGCUUGAUUAUAAACAGUGACGUUUAUGUUCACAGAAAAAGAAGCAUUACAAAAAUCUACCAUGACCUUAACGUGUAUUUAAACAUUUGGCUUUAACUGCAUGUUCUUCCCAGUGGUUGAUUGUAUCUGGGUGUUGAGCAAGUCUACACAUCACAUGAGCAUCCCAUCCUGAAUCAGUGUAUUAGCGAAUGGAUUUGAUUAUUUAAAUCAUUGUAGUUUUUGACUGAUUGACAUAUUUUCAGUGUUUCAGUGUCGGGCUUCUCUGAGAGAUUCGGCUGAUAUUUGUGCAUCUGUACAAAUACAUACGCCUGCCAGAUGAAAUCAUGUGUUCUGUUUAAUCGAGACGUGUGUAGUGAUGAACUCUUACUGCCACACAGUAUUUGCUUUAGUUUUUCAUGUUUCCGUACAUAUUGAGUACACUUCAUUUCCAUUGUUGGGACAGUUUGACAUACAGAAUACAUCUUUAAAAAAAUAUAAAAAAUAAAAAAUGAUCCA
Molecule: messenger RNA, 4025 nt
Organism: Trichomycterus rosablanca
Lineage: Eukaryota; Metazoa; Chordata; Actinopteri; Siluriformes; Trichomycteridae
Gene: armh3
Product: armadillo like helical domain containing 3
Exons: 1
Coding region: 8-2074 (688 amino acids)
Cellular component (GO): cytosol
Source: RefSeq, a predicted model, not a curated record